UCCUCUCGUUUGUUUUGCACUGAUCUCACUAGAUUCUCAGGUAGAAAGACCCCAAUAGAGAGAAAGAAGAAUGGAUAAAAAGGUUGUUGAAGAAGAGUUGAAAAAAGGGUGGGAAGCAUCAAGUCAGCUACGAAAUUUACUUCUUCUACCUGCAGAUCAGAAAAGUCAAUACAGUAAUAAUGAAAGGAUGAGAGAACUUAUGAAAAAUUAUUCCAACACCAUUCUCAAUUCAUUUGACAACUCAAUAUCCAUCUUAAAAAAGUUUGCUAAAUCCAUGGAAAUGGAAGCUUCAAUUGGUCAAAAAACAAACAGAUGUCCACCCAAUAGCAGGCUGCGAACCAUUACUUCCCGUACUCUUACAACUGAUGGCCACACUUGGAGAAAAUAUGGGCAGAAGUCGAUCAUCAACUCAAAGCACCCGAGGGAAUACUACAGGUGUGCAUACAAAGAAGAUCAAAAUUGCGAAGCAACCAAACAUGUCCAAAGAAUAUCAAAUAAUCCCACAAACUAUAGAAUUACUUAUCAUGCUCACCAUACCUGCCAACAUGUCCUCAACUAUAACAAUGCCUCUGAUAUUAAUGUGUUAGAUUCAUUUGAAGAAGAAUUCACCAAUUUCAUAAGUUUUGAGUCAAGAAAACAAAUCCACCAUCCCAAACAAGACCUUAAGCCUACUGCCCUAUGUUCAUCCUCUAUUUCUGAUAAUAACCCUAACCUUAAUCCUCCAUUACUAAUGCCACAUGAAGGUGAUUAUCCUUCGUCUAUGACCGGCUAUCGCGCGAUUUCAAGAUCACCGGAUCAGAUAAUAAAGAUGGAGUCGUCAAUAACAGAUGACAUAGCAUAUUUCAACUAUCCAGACGCUUUGUUCUCGCCAAGCAUAUUCAUGACCCCAGAUUACAUGGCCAGCUCAAAUGUGGAGGUAGCAGAGGACUACAAUUUGAUAACAGGCGAUUCUUCUGAUAAGGGUGAUGCAUUACAAGACCUCCGACUUUGGGAUUGAAUUAGUGCGUGAUCGAAGCUAUGAGGCUCUCUAAUGAAUUUUAUUUGCUGCAAUUACUUUUGAGAUAGGCAAAAUAAGAGAAAUAUUAGCUGCGUAGAGUUUGGUGUUUUUUUUUUUUUUCCUCCUAUUAGUUUCCAAGGGUUCUUUCCACGUUAAGUUUGUGGGAGAAAUUCACAAGGGAGAUCUCAAUUAUUAUCCAUUUUUUGUAACUCUUAACUAUGAAUUAUUUUAUGCAGGUCCCAAAUUUACUAUUUUGUAAUUUUUAUAGGUCCUGAGUUACUUAUAACCGGUUUAGAAGGUAAGAUUUUUAAAUAUUUACCAUCUUCGAAUAUUUUCAACAAGUCACAAGACUUAUAAAAUAGGGUCAAUGAUUAAUAAUCUUACCUUUUAAACCGUUUAUAAGUGAUUCAGGACUUAUAAAAAUCACAAGAUAGUAAACUUGGGGACCUGCAAAGAAUAAUCCAUAGUUGAGACUUAUAAAAGAAAAUGGGUAAUAAAUGGGCCCACUCUUGUGAAUUUCUCCUAAGUUUGUAUUUAUCAUUAUCUAUCUCUUAUUUCCACUCUUUAUAUCUGUUUGUAAUAAAAUGUUCAGAUUAAUGUGUUAAA
Messenger RNA from Beta vulgaris subsp. vulgaris (sugar beet), 1603 nucleotides. Its product is annotated as probable WRKY transcription factor 46. The record is from RefSeq and is a predicted model, not a curated record. The transcript is spliced from 3 exons. Gene Ontology annotation, molecular function: sequence-specific DNA binding; DNA-binding transcription factor activity. Bases 71 to 997 code for a protein of 308 amino acids. NCBI's taxonomy places the organism in Eukaryota, Viridiplantae, Streptophyta, Magnoliopsida, Caryophyllales, Amaranthaceae. Gene Ontology annotation, biological process: regulation of DNA-templated transcription.